Molecule: messenger RNA, 789 nt
Organism: Microdochium trichocladiopsis
Lineage: Eukaryota; Fungi; Ascomycota; Sordariomycetes; Xylariales; Microdochiaceae
Exons: 1
Coding region: 1-789 (262 amino acids)
Source: RefSeq, a predicted model, not a curated record
AUGCCCACCAUCAGGAAGCAGGAGGAAGGCACUCCAGUCAAUAUCAAGGCCGAAGACGCAGACGAAGCGUGGGACUCGGAUGCGCGCGACGAUGUCGCGGUCCACAACCUCAGACUCAGUCCCCUUCGCCCAGCGAAGCGCUGCCACGAGUCAUCAUCGCCCUCGUCCUCGGUUUCAUCGUCUGGAGAGGACGUCAUCCGGCCCUUACAGGCAGAUGGCAGAGCUCAGGCCACGCUCAUGCCAGCAUCUCGUGCUCUUCUUGCAGUAGAGAACGGUACCUCAACCUCAGCGGCUGCCGGCUUGCGUUCCCGAUCAGAGGGAGGACGUCCCAGCAAGCGUGUCCGACACGAGUCUCCCAGAAAUGCUGAGCCACCCAUCCGCGAUAACGAUAAUGCCAACAAUCUCAAUGACAACCGUGGCGGCAACCAUGAGGCAGCCGCUGCUUCGCCCAACACACAAGACGCCCGUCCAAUCCCUCUCGACCUGAACAAAUGCAUCCUCCGUCUCAACGCAAGCACCGGCUUUGACGUUGCGCUAGCCGAGUUCAUCGCUUCGGACAUGGCCACGUCAGACUUGAUCACGCGCUUCUCCUGGGCCAAAUUCCUCGACUGGCACCAUACCAUUGAGCGACGGGGCUACAACACAGGCGCAGUAGACGCGGCAUACGGGCGGUAUGAGACUUCUGACGGGUCUGUGGUCAAUGACAAGUACUCGUGGCAUGUCUUCCUGCUUGAGGCGCAGGAGGCAGGUCAUGCUGAUAGCGCUGGUGGUUCUGGACCAAACUUCUGA